This is a messenger RNA of Peromyscus leucopus (white-footed mouse), 2896 nucleotides long. RefSeq names its product regulator of microtubule dynamics 2 (gene Rmdn2). The transcript is spliced from 12 exons. Gene Ontology annotation, cellular component: mitotic spindle pole; spindle microtubule; cytoplasm. Lineage: Eukaryota; Metazoa; Chordata; Mammalia; Rodentia; Cricetidae. Gene Ontology annotation, molecular function: microtubule binding. The record is from RefSeq and is a predicted model, not a curated record. The coding region runs from base 1012 to 2856 and encodes 614 amino acids.
GGCCGAGAAGGGCCAUCCCAAAGAGUCUGGUGAUCACACUGCUUGCUGUGAUGAGUUAAAUUAUGUCUCUUGUUGCCGACCUGGGAAUCCCACGUCUUCUGUAAGAGGUUGCCCAUUUUGAUUUGCAUGGAGACUAGAGUCACAUCACAGAUCUGACAGUGGUGUGUUGGAAACCGAGACCCGUAGGCCUCUUGUAAGGAAUCUGUUCAAGGGCUUCCUGGAGCGGUCUCCAGAAGGAGACAUUGACUAAAGGGGGUGCUGGAGGAGAGCAGGAUAUUGAGCACCAAAUGAAAGCGUUGGCGGGGGAGUUCCGUGUCCUAAGUGGAUAUACACAGACUUUAGAGACAGUACUCUACCCUGAGACGGGGAAAAGGCUCUUUUCUUAUAACCCUGCUAAACCUACAGUUGGUGGGUAUAAGUUGUCCAAAGGAUAAUAAAGCAUAAAGGAUCACAAACAUAGCAGAUCUCCUUAACCUGUGCCUGUGGGCCAGCCGUCAGAGUCGUGUGCUUCCCUGCCGUUGUGGACGGACUGAGGGGCAUGACCUUUGCUACUCCUUAAACGUUUCUUCCCCAUUUCAUCAGUACAAAUGCUUGUCCCCUCACCCCUCACCACUUCACUGGAUGUAAAGACACUGGGCAAAAGAUAUUCAAGUGAAAGAAGGAAGGAUUAAGAGACCAAGGAUGUAUGAUUGCCGGGGAGAGGCCGUCCCAAGGAAAGAACUGUGCAGAGAUCAUGUACGUUAUUAUUGCCUUCGUUCAACUGCGUUUUUAAUCCCUCAAUUUCUCCGCUGCCUCCUUGAACAUACUGAACUCAGAAUGCGCAUUCCAUAGCCACGGAAACCUCAGCUCUUCAGAAAGGUGAGCCACAGAACAGUUUUAUUCUAAACCAGUGUCAUUAGGUUCUAGACUCUCCCAUGAUCAUAUUCUGUGCGGUUGCCAUGGUAGUCCCACAUGCAGCUCAAGUAUCCAGUUUUCUGACCUGUUCCACCUACACAGGGCAUUUUACGUCUUAUGAAUGAUGGCCUAGAAGGGAAGGACUUACUUUGGAUUAAAUUCAGUAUGGGAAAAUGUUUAAGCUGCUGGAAAGAGGACCAGAGCUUACCACGAAAUUGUCCUGAACAUCUAGUUCCUCCACAACACCAGCCUCAUGGAUCCUCUUGUAUUUUACAACCGAAAAGAGCUCUGAACUUCAUAACAUGUCAUCCUUCCUCCACAAGUAAGAUAAGUCGAAAAUUUUCUUCUUCGUCAGGUUCGUCCAGCCGCUCAUUCUUCGCGUGCGGAAGGCAUAAUUUACUGGCAAGACUGCGGAGGAAAUGGAGGCAGCAGAGCCGAGUUAACUUUGACUCUCAGGAAGACAUACCUUCCAGCCCCACAAGAUCUUCAGAGCGAGUUGGUACCAUCCGAUCUCGGAGACAUUUUUCAUCCUGCAAGCUAAGUGUAGUUUCCUUUUACAGGAGUAGCACUCUCUAUGAGACUCCGCAAUGUAGCCUGAACCUGCCCCAUGCAAAGGAAAUGCAAGGCUUUCCCGAUACUCAAAAACGCAUAAGCUUCUCUGAACCGGAACAUGGCAGUAAGUGCUUUCCCAACUUGGAAACAAAAGCCGUUUCUACGCGCUAUUGGACUGUUGACAGACCGUCUUACCCACCGAGCCUAACAUCAUCUCCCUUUUCUCUUCCAACGGUUAUGUCUUCUUCCAGUCAAGUAAACGUAUCAGUUACUGAUGGCCGAGAACAUGGCCAGCUAGCGAAGGAUUCGGAAGAUGCCCUUCACCUCAGGCCUCAUAGUCACAGUACAAACUUCUCUCCAAGUGACCUGAAGCAGCAUCUGCUGCAGAGUAUAACUUCCACCAACCUCCCCAAGGACGGCUUUUCUCCAGUGUAUAAAAAUGUCAAUAGCUUAAAUCUUGAAGUCACCUCACGCCCCUUUGAGGAAGAAGGCUUUGCUGCUUUGCCUCCAAAAGAAGAUCGACCUCCACCCAUUGAAAUGACUGGAAUGAGGUAUAUGACAGCUAACACUGACACAGAAGAACAGAGUUUCCCAGGCCCUAAGGCUUUUAACACGCACAUAGAGGAACUGAAGUUGGAUGUCCUCCUUCAGAAGGUAGACCUUUUACGGAUAAAUGAGUCUGACAAAGUGCAGAGUUUUGAGCUGCUUUGUGACCACAAAGAAAAGUUUAGUGAAGAGAUAGAGUUUCUGUGGCGGCUUGCCCGUGCCUAUGGAGACAUGUAUGACCAAUCUACAAAUACACAGGAAAAGAAACAUUAUGCUAAUAUUGGAAAAACAUUAGGAGAAAGAGCAAUCACUCGAGCACCCAUGAAUGGACACUGCCAUCUGUGGUAUGCAGUUUUAUGUGGUUAUGUAUCUGAGUUUGAAGGCUUGCAAAACAAAAUUAACUGUGGACAUCUAUUCAAGGAGCAUCUAGAUAUAGCCAUCCAGCUCUUACCUGAAGAACCCUUUUUGUAUUACCUCAAGGGAAGAUACUGUUAUACUGUCUCAAAACUCAGCUGGAUUGAGAAAAAAAUGGCUGCCACUCUGUUCGGGCAAAUACCAUCGUCAACGGUUCAGGAAGCUUUGCAUAACUUUCUUAAGGCUGAAGAAUUGCAACCUGGUUAUUCUGUGUCCAACUACAUGUUCGUGGCCAAGUGUUACGUUGAUCUUGAGGAAUCUCAGGAUGCUUGGAAAUUCUGCAACUUGGCAUUAUUACUGCCUAUUGUUACCAAAGAGGACAAGGACGCACACAAAGAGGUGAAAAAAAUAAUCUGUUCUUUGAAGAGUUUCAGGCGGAAAGCACACAGGAAGAGUCGUGAGCACACGGACAAUGUCAAGUCAAAGAAUGUGGCCACCACGAAAGACUAGAUAGUGAAAAUAAAGCGUGCAAAACUGUAGCCCUCAAAGA